Arthroderma uncinatum is the source of this 600-nucleotide messenger RNA. RefSeq lists its product as uncharacterized. The coding region runs from base 1 to 600 and encodes 199 amino acids. The transcript is spliced from 2 exons. The record is from RefSeq and is a predicted model, not a curated record. NCBI's taxonomy places the organism in Eukaryota, Fungi, Ascomycota, Eurotiomycetes, Onygenales, Arthrodermataceae.
AUGGAUAUGAGCCCUAGUAUGCAUAGCAUCGGAGGAGAUAGCUCCCUUAGCCAGAGCUGGGAAGAUAUGCCAAUGCCUGGCAACUUCCCCGAUACCCCGGAUGUCGACGAUCUAGAAGCCCUUAAUGACCAUCUCAAGAAGCUCGGCCUUGGUAACAGUUCAAAUGGCCAUUCUCGGGGAGAUCAGCUUGGGAACCAACUAACCCAGAGCACCUAUGAAGGAUGGACCUUAUAUCGUGGGGAGCCCAAAACUCCAGGUGCAGAACGAACCUGGGCCACCGCUACUAUGUGCAAGAUGCCCCUUCCACAGGCAGAGUUACUCGACCUGGUUCAGAAACAAAAGCGCAAGUCGGUUACAGAAGCCUAUAAUGAGCUUACGAUGGUCAAACGACAACACAUCGACAAUUUGAUCGAGGAGAAAAAGCAAGAAAUUGGCGGCGCGAAAUAUGACUGGACCUGUGUCUAUAUCAACUCCGCUACUAGAGAAGUCCGGUCUGCCUUUGGCCCCAGAAAGGUCUUGACAAUUUCUAUAGCGAUUGUGCUCCGCAAACAGCUGAAGCCCGAGGUCGUUAAUGCUAUACAGGGCCAUGGAACAACAUGA